UUUCAGCAGCUCGAUCUUCCGGUACCUAAAGCCUAGAAAGACGGUAGGGAAGGGGCCCGAAGGCUUUUCAAGAAUGGCGCUGAAAGUGCUUUCAGCGCUUGACACUGCAAGAACUCAGUUAUACCACUUCAAGGCCAUCAUCGUAGCCGGCAUGGGCCUCUUCACCGAUGCCUACGACCUCUUCUGUAUCCCUCCGAUCUUGAGGCUGAUUGGACGGGUGUACUACGAGAACGAGUCCGAGGACGAAGAGUACAAGAUUCCGCCGGGCGUUGUGUCGACAAUGGUGGCUAUGUCUCUUUUGGGGACCGUGAUUGGUCAACUCGUGUUUGGUAGGCUCGGUGACCUUGUCGGAAGGCGCCGCGUGUACGGGCUCGCAUUGAUGACCAUGGUGCUCAGCUCCAUAGGAUGUGGGCUUUCGGUAUGUACGACGAGGAGCUGCGUUCUGGUGAGUCUCGGGUUUUUCAGGUUCUUGUUGGGGAUUGGGAUUGGUGGAGACUACCCGUUAUCGGCUACGAUCAUGUCGGAGUUCGCUAACAAGAAGACACGUGGAACGUUCAUAGCUGCAGUUUUCACGAUGCAGGGGUUUGGGAUUUUGGCUGCUUCCGCGGUCACGAUGGUGGUGUGUGCCGUAUUUGAGCGUGCAUCAGGCAAUGCUGUUUCGAAAGAUCCGACGCCCAGAGAAGCUGAUAUCGCAUGGAGACUGAUACUAAUGCUGGGUGCUGUCCCAGCUGGGUUGACAUAUUACUGGCGGAUGAUGAUGCCUGAAACUGCCAGAUAUACAGCUUUGGUUGAGCAAAAUUAUCUCCAGGCAGCUAAGGACAUGGAGAAAGUGUUGGAAGUUUCGAUAAGUCAGAUAGAAGAAGACAGCCCACCGCCACAAAAUCCACCAUCUUAUCCCCUCCUCUCAAAGCAGUUCGUUCGUCGCCAUGGGCGUGAUCUAUUCUCUUGCGCCGCCUCAUGGUUCCUUGUUGACAUUGUCUUUUACAGCAACAAUCUCUUCCAGUCUCAGAUAUACAAACGUUAUGUCCCAGGGAGUGAUAAAGUGAAUGCCUAUCAAGAUGCUUUCAAUGUAGCAAAACUCCAAGCGAUUGUAGCAAUCUGUUCCACAAUUCCAGGCUACUGGUUCACUGUCUAUUUCAUCGAUCGCAUUGGAAGAGUCAAAAUCCAACUAAUGGGUUUUUUCUUGAUGGCAGUUGUUUAUUUAGCGAUUGGGAUACCCUACAACAUGUACUGGGGAGAAAACACAAAUGUAGGUUUCAUGAUGCUCUACGGGCUCAUCUUUUUCUUCUCCAAUUUCGGGCCAAACGCUACCACUUUCAUCGUGCCGGCGGAACUCUUUCCUGCUAGAUUUAGAUCAACAUGUCACGGCAUUUCUGGUGCUGCUGGGAAGGUGGGGGCAAUUAUUGGGUCUAUUGGGUUUCUGUGGGCUUCGCAUAACCGGAAAGAGGAUGGUUACCCCAAAGCAAUAGGAAUGCCUGCCUCUUUGGUGAUUCUGAGCGGAGUUUGUAUUGCCGGAAUGGUGGUAACGAAGUUUUUCACACGAGAAACGAUGGGGAGAUCAUUAGAGGAGAAUGAGACUGAUGAAGAGCGUACAUACUGAGCUUGCUUUUAUGCAGUCACAUUCGUUUAUUGCUGCCUAGAGCUUUCUCUACCUCUCUCCUUCUCAUCAUCCACAAGCCCGGCUACAGGAAAUGAAUGCAUGAUGUUUAGGACUUUGUACAUGCUGGAGAAUCGUCUGCACAUAAAGAGUAAGAAAUACCGAGUCUUAGGCCAACACUUUUCCUUGUCGUUUGGUCAUACCGAAUUGUAAUAUUUUCAACAAAA
This is a messenger RNA of Alnus glutinosa, 1824 nucleotides long. RefSeq names its product probable inorganic phosphate transporter 1-9. The record is from RefSeq and is a predicted model, not a curated record. Gene Ontology annotation, biological process: transmembrane transport. NCBI's taxonomy places the organism in Eukaryota, Viridiplantae, Streptophyta, Magnoliopsida, Fagales, Betulaceae. Gene Ontology annotation, cellular component: membrane. Gene Ontology annotation, molecular function: transmembrane transporter activity. Bases 74 to 1600 code for a protein of 508 amino acids. The transcript has 2 exons.